ACAAUAGAGAGUGACAAAACCCUAACCUCCAUCAUCGUCCUCUACUCUCACGUGCUCCACCACACGUCCUUCUUCUUCUUCUUCACUCCGUCUCUUCCUCCCUUUCAGCAGCACAUUGUCGCCGCCCCCUCUCUCCCGUUCAGUGCUACUGCCGCCGUUUCCGUUGCCGUCUUUUCUCUGCUCGUGUCGUCCCAGCCUCUCUCGAACAGCAGAUAGUGAGCAAGUCCUCUUCUAAGCUUUAAAGCAUUGAAAUUGCACCCGAGUAAGCGAGAGAAUUUAGACAGCCAUUUGGUGGCACAACUUCAAUUUUUUUUCUUUCAAUCAACGAGAUGGGGAGGGCCAAGAAAGGACCCAAGUUUGCAGUCAUGAAGAAGAUGGUCACCUCUAAAGCCAUUAAAAACUACAAGCAAGAGGUCUUGAAUCCAAAAAGAAAAGAUCUUACGAAAGAAAACCUCCCAAGAAAUGUUCCAAAUGUUCCUUCGGCACUUUUCUUCAAGCACAACACUGCAUUGGGGCCACCUUAUCGGGUCUUGGUGGAUACAAAUUUCAUCAAUUUCUCCAUUCAAAACAAAUUGGACUUGGAGAAGGGAAUGAUGGACUGUCUAUAUGCUAAAUGCACUCCUUGUAUAACAGACUGCGUGAUGGCUGAGCUUGAGCGAUUAGGUCAGAAGUAUCGUGUUGCUCUUAGAAUAGCUAAGGACCCACGAUUUGAGAGACUACCCUGUACUCAUAAAGGAACCUAUGCUGACGAUUGCCUUGUUGAAAGGGUGACUCAGCAUAAGUGUUAUAUCGUUGCUACUUGUGAUAGAGAUUUGAAGCGUAGGAUUCGCAAGAUUCCUGGCGUACCCAUCAUGUAUAUAACUCGACAUCAGUAUUCGAUUGAGCGGUUGCCUGAGGCAACAAUUGGAGGAGCUCCAAGGAUGUAAUUGUGGGACUUCACAGUGAUGGACAAAAAAAAAAUUCUUGAAGAGGUUUUUCCCCUGACCUCCAACCAACUUUUCCCAAGAGAAAAUUAAAUUAAAAGAAAAUAUUAGUAGGCAUUGGUAUCAUGUAAAUUUCUUUUGGCUUUAGGAUCUGUUUCUUUCUGUUGUCCCUCAUUUCUACAAUUAUUUGAUUUUCUUUUUACGUAUAGUUUAUGUACCCUCUAAAGAAGAAAAAAAAAUGCUUCUCCCUACUUCUGGGUUGUUGAGAUGCGUAUGAUCAUUUGUUGUACUACAACUAUGGUAUUAAAUUUUGGUUGAUAUGUUGA
Molecule: messenger RNA, 1249 nt
Organism: Cucumis melo (muskmelon)
Lineage: Eukaryota; Viridiplantae; Streptophyta; Magnoliopsida; Cucurbitales; Cucurbitaceae
Exons: 10
Coding region: 330-926 (198 amino acids)
Cellular component (GO): small-subunit processome; nucleolus
Source: RefSeq, a predicted model, not a curated record